UGGGUCCCGAGCGCCCCUUCUGUAGCGGCGCGGCCAUCCCGGGCUGAUCCGCAAGCUCAGGUUUAAGCAGAGCUGCCGCGCCGAGAGCAUCUUGAGGAGCUUGGGCAGUUUGCUCCGAUAAGGGAUUAUUUUUAUUCCGUCUCCUGACUCCACUUGUGUUUAUGACGAAGGGUUUUGAUAGAGGAAAGUCCCAGCUUCUGUGCCAAGCUGUCUGGGUGGCAGCGUAAGGUCUAGUCCUGCAUAACGCUGGAUGCCUAGAAAUGGGAAUGACGGGGGGCAAAGCCUCUCCACCCCGCGUGGGGUCAGGCCCAUCGUUUGGUCUGCGGGUCUCAGUAGAUCCUAGGCUGCACAUAACAUGCCAAAAGGCCUCAGAGGUAGCUAGAUAUUAGAUAGAUGGAUAGAUAUUCGAGAGAGGUGUGUGUGUAAAUGUCUGUCUGUCUGCAUCUAUCUAUCUUUCUGCAUGUAUCUAUCUCUGUGUGUAUAUCGAUCGAUCGAUCGAUCGAUAGAGGAGAACUUUGGCCGUAAGAUCGGGACGAUGCGGAAGAUAAUUAUGCAUAAUGGCAAAGCUAAAGCACUAAGUGUAAACUUUAACUAAAUGCCCUUUCUGAUUUGGUUUUCUGUCACGUUGAAUGUCCUUGGCUCCGUUCAUUUUCCUCUUGAACGGAAGAUGAGUAAAGGUUAACUUGUUUCUGAGAAGCAGCUUUGAAGGGUGGACCACAGCAUUCGUUUUCCGUGUGCCCUGGAGGGGAGAUAGCAAUGCAGACCCCAGCGAGAAGCGCACAAGCCCGGGGCCUUGGCAGUAGGCGCUGGGUGAAGAGGUAGGGAGGUGGAAGCGAAGACAACCUCAGCCUGAGUCACCGAUGAAGGAUUAGCCGGAGCCGGUCUCCAGGGCGGUGGAGGCGGAAAGCAUUCAGAGCCAAAGCCGGUGCUGGCUGGCCGGACCACGAUGCUGAGCUUGAAGUUGCCAAGGCUGCUCAACAUUAAUCAAGUGCCCAAAGUGUUUCGUGAGCAGGGCAUCGUGUUCGGGUACCGCCAUCCCAGAAGCUCAGCCGCAGAUUGCCUCCUCAGUGUCUUCCAAAUGACAAAUGAAACCCUAAAUAUCUGGACGCAUUUUGUGCCUGCCUGCUACUUCCUAGGGAAGCUGCUUGCCUUGUUAUAUGCGCUGGAUCUCUGCAACGACGUGUACGCUUGGCCCCUUCUUGCCUACAUGAGCACCUGCUGCAUUUACCCCUUCAUGUCCAGCUGUGCCCACACGUUCAGUACGAUGUCCACCCAGGCCAGACACAUCUGUUACUUCUUUGAUUACGGCAGCCUCAGCAUCUACAGCCUGGGUUCUGCGGUUGCUUAUUCAGCAUACGUUUUCCCAGAGGAAUGGGUCGGCAGCACUUUCCAUCGCUGUUACGUACCCACUGCUGUGUUCAACGCGGUUCUUAGCACCGGUCUCUCCUGCUAUUCCAGGCUCGGUGCUCCGUACCACCACUAUAACAGCGACAUCCUAGAAAGGUUCCCGGAGCUGGAGCAGCCCAGGUUCAGCAAAGUCCUUCGCACACUGGCAUUCGCGUAUCCAUACCUGUUUGACAGCAUCCCGCUUUUCUACAGGCUGUACCUGUGUGCAGAAGACAGCUGCACAGAAGGCGUGAUCCCCAUCCACAUCCAACACGUGGUAUUCGCCUUCCUCACCUGCUUCAUCUUCACUACACAUCUGCCGGAGAGACUUGCACCGGGGCACUUUGAUUAUAUCGGACACAGCCACCAGGUCUUCCACGUAUGUGGAAUCGCUGGCACGUACUUCCAAAUGGAGGCCAUCAUGAUGGACAUGGCUUCACGACAUGAGCGGCUUCGAGCUUCCUUCCCGCUUCCUACCCUCUCUCAGACAGUUGGUUUGAUUGGCGUCUGUCUUGUCAUUAACCUCGUCAUCAUUGGGGCUUUCUCAAAGGCACUGUAUUCAACUCCAGAGUCCUCCAAGAGAGAAAAAACCACGUAGACUCUUGAUUACACUCCUGCAGAUGAAAGGGAAUCAAGUCAUACUAGUAUCAUGUCAUGUAAGGUGGCAAGAUAUUGGUGUAUGUUCUCUGGAAAACCCGUAUUUAAGGGUUUUCAGGAAUGAGUUGCUUUGUAUUACACCGUCUUUGUACACAUGACUCCAAAGUUGGGAAGAAAUCGGGAGCACGUUUUUAAGUCAAGUUGAUAUUUGAGCUCAAAAAGGAUACAGAAUGAUUUUUAAAACUUACUGCAAAAGGAAGGAAUAUGUUCCUGUUUUGCAGUCUAGUCUAAGGAGGGCAGGUUUAAUCAAAACAAGGAAACUCAUGGCAGGAAUAUCAUACCGGCUCACGGCCACAUAUCCUGGUUGUUGUAUUUGACUGCUUUGCUGAACUUGCACGUGGCAGUGGGUAAUGCCAGUGGCUGUUCACAGCCAGAAGCAUCUUUAAAACAUAAAAUGUAAUACACAGGCUGAAUUUCUGCUGAAAUCAGUGGGCAUUUUGCCUUUGUUUUUUAUUAUGGCCAGGAUUUCAACCCACCCUUGAAAUGUCUCUGGGACUGGACCUUCCACUCAUGGUAUAAGGAGAUGAUCCCCCAGUCUAGCAGGUCUCGUUGAGGCGGGGCGGGGUUUCCCUGUUAUUCAGCUUGAAUAUCCUCAGACCUGUUCCCCUCUGGUCGAGGGCCUGAUCUCAAGCUCACAACAACCUGUGGAAGUUUCCUGUUGGGUACAAUGAACUUUCCAUCUGGCCCUUUCCUUCAUUUGACAUCAGUGGUUGCCUCUGAUGAAUGAUCAUGUGAAUGAGAGGAGAAUCAAACCACUGUUGCUCCCAAUUCAUUGAUCCUCGCCAGGUGCUGGUGUAGUGAGGACAAGUGGGUAAGUCUUGGCAUCCUACUUCAUCAAACCAGUCCUGGGUUGCUGACUGCUUGGAGACAUUGCAGCCUAGUAUAACUUAAAGCAGCCAGAUAGAUGGCUGUUCUAGCCAUCUCCAAGGGGGUUGACCUGGGGAGGUGGGCUAGGAUCAGGGAAGCCUUAAGGCACCCUCUAUUCACCGCUCCCCAACCUCACAACCUAAAUUCCAACCCCAAUCCGUUGCUGGUGUAGAUCAGUAUAGCCUUACUGAUGCCAAUCACAUUAGCCAGUGUAGGUCAGUGUAGUUCUGUUCAAGAGAAUGAAUCCAGCUCUUUUCUGUGAUAAUACCAAAAAGAAUUAAAAAAAAAAAAUCUUUUACUAAUGUUUUUACACCAAAAUAAUAUCUAUGAGAUAAAAAACUUAUAGUUCUAUGCACUCGCCUUGCACUAAACCCAAGUGCUUAACAACCAGGUGCCUUAACGAAGGGACUUGAGUCCUUGCUUGCAGUUGGACAUUUAUCAAAGUAGCUAUUCUGGAAUAAUUCUCCCUAUUGACGCUUAUUCCAGGAUAUCCACUUUGGCAAACUUCCACAUGGGAGGUAAGGGCUAAGAAGGCUCACUUUGUAACUCUCUCUGGAGUUUACACUGCGAAGACCGUAUCGGGAUUAUUUUCACAGAUGCCACUGGUGGUACUGAACACCAAUGGAGAAAUUGCCUAUGCCGAAGAAGUGACUGGAGUCCUUGUCACAGAGCGAGCUCUGUCUGCAGCAGUUUAUGAACUCUGUGGGUUUUUUUUUAACUAUGCAUUCAGUGAACUCCUGCCUGAACAUGCCUCGGGGCAGUUUGUUGAGCUGAAUUCCACAGCUGCCGUUGCUGGGGAAAGGUGUUUGAUAUGAUUAGUGCAAAGCCAACUAGACUGAAGUCAAGGUAGCUCAGCUUUGACGAUCUCAACCACAGGCCUGCUGGCAGGGAGAGAUGGUUUUGCCCCUCCGCAGCCUAUAGGGAGGACGAGCAUGAUGGGCUCAGCGUUUGGCGCAGCGAAGAAUGGGCUUCUGCUCUCUGCAUUGCGGCACGUGCAGGGAGCAGGGGCAGCACGAACUCUGCCAAGCCUUGAAGCACUUAUGAGCCGUGGGCUCCCAGAAGGGGUGAGGUCAGACUACGUGAGAGUGCAUCUUAGGACUUGUGUAUUUGCAGCUCUGUAAUUCUCAAGUGUUUUACAAACCGUUGCUCGGAUUAACAACUCCUCUGUGCCUUCUGUGUCCUUUGCUUUCCUGCCAUGUUGUCCCCAAAGGGGUUAAAUUAGAAACUCAGCCCAUAGCCUAGCUGGAGCUGUGGGGAGAGCCUUAAGGGGGAUAGAGAGGGUGCGACUGUGGGGCUCAAACACUGAUGUCGCAGGCUAGGGAGGCCGGAUAGCAACAUGCUGCAUCCCUGGACGUUAGCUAGGUACGAGCCUGGGGGGUGUCCCUGGGCGCCAGAGCUAACACAGUGAUUAGACCUGGUCCGGACUCGUUGGAUGAACCCAUUGGCAACCAACUGGGGACCACAAAGCAGGAGAAGCGAAUUGGGCAGGCUGUACUAGCCACACUAGCAUUUUCACUACUGUUUUCUAUGCAUGGGAGCAGUGUUCAUGUAUCUCAAGCCUGGAGGGUGUCUGUAACUUAAUUGUCACAUUGAAUUAUCUAAUAUAUUUGAAUGUAAUGCAGUACUGAGCUGAAAUGUUAUCAAGGUUCUUGAAAAUUACAUGGGUUUAUCAUUGGUUUUCUAAAUAGUAGCCUCUAUUGAGGUAUAAUAGAUGCACUUUUGGGUGACAGCGCACCAAACUUUUUUAAUAUAUAAAUACAAGACGCAAGGAUACUGAUAUAUCUUUUAAAUGAGUAAGGCUUUGGGAAAUGAGGUAACGUUCCUUUGAAAGCUAAUCAAGAUACAUUUUCAAGUUUAUCAGCACUGGAACAUAUUAUUUCAUCCAACAUUUUUAUUUAAAUUAAAAAAUGUUAAAAAUAACAAGAAAAUAGGUGUGGUAUGUACCAACUCCACUUCUGUAGGAAGACAACUGUCUUGUGAUAUGUUCAUCUCACUGUUUUGGUUGGCUAACACAGGAGGAACCUGACUUUGUUCGCCAGAAGUGAAAUAAACUUCUAUGCCAUUUUGAUGUAA
Messenger RNA from Alligator mississippiensis (American alligator), 4983 nucleotides. It is a transcript of the gene PAQR5, whose product is annotated as progestin and adipoQ receptor family member 5. The record is from RefSeq and is a predicted model, not a curated record. Bases 947 to 1984 code for a protein of 345 amino acids. Gene Ontology annotation, cellular component: membrane. NCBI's taxonomy places the organism in Eukaryota, Metazoa, Chordata, Crocodylia, Alligatoridae. Gene Ontology annotation, molecular function: signaling receptor activity. The transcript has 9 exons.